AUGCAAGAUUUUGCUGAGCAAUCAGGCUUUAAGUUAAUAACUUCGACGCCUUGUUAUGCUCAAGCAAAUGGACAAGUUGAAGCAGCUAACAAGGUCAUAAUUGGUUUAAUUAAAAGACACGUGGCUCAAAAGCCAAAGAAUUGGCAUAAGACUUUAGAUCAAGUCCUAUGGGCAUGCAGAAAUUCUCCUAAGGAAUCCACAGGUUCGACGCCUUUUCAACUAACUUAUGGUCAUGAUGCUGUGUUGCCUGUUGAAAUAAUGAUGCAAUCAAUUCGAGUGCAAAGGCAACUAGAAUUACCUCCUGACCAUUAUUGGAAUUUAAUGUUAGAUGAGUUGGUAGAUGUGGAUGAGGAGAGGUUGCAAGCGUUGGAUGCUUUAAUUCGACAAAAGGAAAGAAUUGCUAAAGCAUACAAUAAAAAGGUUAAGUCCAAAACCUUCGACGUAGGAGAAAUAAUUGGAAAUAAAAGAUAUCCAUUAAGACUUUCAAAAAUGCCACUCCCUCCUUCGAUAAGUCGAAAAUGGCAUUUUUGGGGGGCAAUUUGUUGGGCAUAA
This is a messenger RNA of Trifolium pratense (red clover), 552 nucleotides long. RefSeq lists its product as uncharacterized. NCBI's taxonomy places the organism in Eukaryota, Viridiplantae, Streptophyta, Magnoliopsida, Fabales, Fabaceae. The transcript has a single exon. Gene Ontology annotation, molecular function: nucleic acid binding. The record is from RefSeq and is a predicted model, not a curated record. Gene Ontology annotation, biological process: DNA integration. Bases 1 to 552 code for a protein of 183 amino acids.